AUGGCUAACCCCAGCGUACGCUUCCUGUCAUUCUUAUUCAAGAGUAAUGAUUUGGUGAGCUUAAAUGGGCUAGUGGCCCUGGUCACUACGAGUGGCCAGGAGCUAUUCUCCUUGUUUGCCUUCCACUGUCCAUGCACACCAGGGUUGAACUUCCAGUACGGGCUGAUGACCAUCGGGGGGCCCGCCUUGGUGUUCUUCUUCAUCAGCAUCAUCCUCAACAACCAAACCAGGAACCUGGUGGCCGAGUGGCGGUGCCACAAGACCAAGAAAUGCUCAAUCAUCACAACCUUCCUCCUCCUAAAGUCCAUCCUAGUCCGUGCUCUCGUGGCCCCAGUCACCUGGUUGGUCAUCUCCCUGCUGCGCGGGGAGGCUUAUGUCUGCACAUUCAGCGAGUUCGUGGACCCGUCCUCGCUCAUGGCUGGGGAAGAGAGCUUUCCUCUCUCCCAUGCCACGUGGGUCCUGGCCAGGUUCCCUUGCAGGGAGGGCCCUGCCAACCUGUCCGACUUCCGGGAGGAGGUGAGCCGGAGGCUGAACUAUGAGUCUCAGAUGCAGAAUUUGCAGAUGCAGAGCCAGCGGGCUGUGGGUGCUGAGGGUCAGCCCCACCCCAGCCGCUUUGGACCCCCUCAGCUCACCCUUUCUCUGACUGGCCGUCUCCUGCUGUUGCUGAUCAAGUUCUUCCAGUCCUGCUGCUCGAAAUUCGGCUACCGCCAGGAGGACUACGUGGCCCGCUACCUCGCCAAUGAGGAGCAGCUCUUCCAACGCACAGCAGAGGUGCGCUCGCUCGCAAUGGCAGCCAAAAACGUGAAGCGCUUCUUCGGGUUCGUGGCGCUCAACAAGGAGGACGAGGAGCUGGUGGCCAAGUUCCCCGCAAAAGGCACCCACCUGAAACUACAGUGGGACAAGAUCACUGGCAGUUACCUGUUCCAGGAGAAGCUGGGUAUCCCCCUCUACAGCCGCCUGCACGAGUGGGCCCAGGGUCCACGUGGAAAGGCCAGCGUCAUCGACAAAGAGAUGGUGGCCCUGCUCCCCCACCCAGAGCCCAAACUUUCUGCCAGCCAGACUCCCAACCCCAGCAGCCCCAUCCUUCCUCCCGCAACACUGGCUCUGGGGGAAGUAUGAGGUUCAGAGGUAUGGGGUGCAGAGGAGAAGGCAGCAGACCCAGCUGCCCCUGAAGGACAGGUCUGUGGACUUGAAGAAACGCUGGCUUCACAGGCAGGAGUCCUGGAUGCAAAAUCCCAGUACCAAGUUUUCCCGAGCACCCCCGGGAGUGACUCCCGAGCACAGCCCCAAGUAGAACCCUGGCAGCAGAAAACCUCCAGAACCCAACUGCCACCAUGCUCAAGGCCACUCUCUACACACUUGAAUGAGCCUAAUCCAAGUGGGAACAGGCAGGAAAACCUAGGUAUGCGGGACCUGUGGCUGAGAUCGCCAAGCUCACUUGGAACGGGACUGGGCCUCCUCCUCCCACCUCCCCCGUUUUCCAGUAGCUUGGCAGUCACACCCACAAACUGCCCCUGCCAACAUGUAAUCUCAUCAAUGGCCAAGAUCCAGAAACUACAAACUAAAGUUCCUGGUAGAGAGGGUCUGAGAAUUUCCUAAUGCAGCUGCUUGACCUCUAAUACUCUAGCCCACUAACAUAGCCAAAGUCGCACACAUUAGUUUGGAUUGAACAUACUUACUUGUAUUCUUUUAUAUUCAGCCUUAAAUGGCUCCAGAAUUGAAAGAGAACAACCCUCACACAUUUUCCUCUUCAGUUGGGAAGGUGCUUGGUGGUGGGAUUGGUGUUUGAA
This is a messenger RNA of Sorex fumeus (smoky shrew), 1790 nucleotides long. RefSeq names its product calcium homeostasis modulator protein 2-like. Gene Ontology annotation, molecular function: monoatomic cation channel activity. The record is from RefSeq and is a predicted model, not a curated record. Bases 1 to 1119 code for a protein of 372 amino acids. The transcript has 3 exons. Lineage: Eukaryota; Metazoa; Chordata; Mammalia; Eulipotyphla; Soricidae.